Caenorhabditis remanei is the source of this 1461-nucleotide messenger RNA. RefSeq lists its product as uncharacterized. The coding region runs from base 1 to 1461 and encodes 486 amino acids. The record is from RefSeq and is a predicted model, not a curated record. The transcript is spliced from 2 exons. Lineage: Eukaryota; Metazoa; Nematoda; Chromadorea; Rhabditida; Rhabditidae.
AUGUCUGGAUUCUUUGGAAGGAUUUUCGGAUUCGGAGAAUCAACCGACGGUACCGCCGCAGAGGAACCGAAGGUUGGAGAGGAAACUGCCAAACGCUCAGAAUCCGGAGAUUCGAGUGAUGAUGACAGCAGCUUCUCAUUUGGAGAAGAUUCUUCAGAUGAUGAGAAAAUGGAGGAGAGCGGAGAAAGAACCAUUGAGGAUAAGGAGGAAGAGAUCUGUGAAGAAUCGAUCGAGUACUUGUUAGAUGAAUCGAUCGAUAAACAAGAGUACUCUUUUGGAGAAGAAGAGACAGCUGAAGAUUCUGGAGAGGUUCUCAUUGACAACAGUGUCAAGGAGACUCAGAAAGAAUCAACUCAAAUUGAUAUCAAUGAGAACCCAAUAGAAGAAGCUCAUCCGAUCUCUUUAGAUUCUGAAGAUGAUCUCAGCGAUAUUGAGUUUUGCUAUAGAAAUGAAACAUCAGAUGAAGAAGAUUCAGCAGUCAACAAGGAUUCUGAAGUGUCUGAGAACCCAAAGGAGAAUGAUAAAGAAAUCACUCCAGAAGAGACUCAUGUGAUUUCUGAAGAAGAUUCAGUAGAGAUUGAUGAGCUCGUCCUUCAGGAGGACGGAGGUUCAGAAUCCGGCGAAGACAGUUUCUCAUAUGGGGAGGAGUCUGAAGCGAGCGAUUUCGAAGAAUUCCGAAAUAUCAAUGAUGAGGUGGAAAGUGUUGGGAGCUGCUCGAGCCCAUCUAAUAAUUCGUUUGAGGAAUAUGAGGAUGCAAUCAAUACUGAGAAGAGUGAGUUAACGGAGGCUUGGAAAGUCGUGCAGACUGAACUCAACUCAGAAUUGAAUAACGAGAAAGUAAAUGAUUUGGAUGAAGAGAAACUAGAAGAAUAUGAAGAUGCAUUGAAUACGGACUUGAAUGAGUUGGCUGUGGAGACUUUGGCUAUGACACCGAAUGACGAUUUGGAGUUGAACGACGAGAAAUCAGAAGAACGAAGCGUCAAGAAAAAUGAAUCGGACGUCUUCGAAAACUUGUCAGAUGAUUCAAUGCUUCAGGAGGAGAAAAAAGAAAAAGAAGUUAUUGAAGUUAUUAUUGAUCCAGAAGACACGAGUGAUAACGCAAGUCAGCUCAUUGACUUCACAAUGAGUCAGAUGCAGCAAUUGGAGAUGGAGAACCGUGAUGAGGAAGAAAAAUUAGAGGUGGUUGCAACGGAUUCCAAGGGAGAUGUCGAAGUUGUUGAGGAGGAGAUCACAGGAAAGUCCGAAGGUUUGAAGAAUGCAAAGACGGACACUCUCACUACUGAUGGUUCCAUAAACAAGAAGAGAAAAUCGAAGCUCUCUAAGGAACACAUUCUCGCCUAUGAAGAGUACAUCAGGGCUACUGAAGCUUAUGAAUUUGCCCUUGAACAACAUGUUCGUCAGUUGGAACGAUGCUUGGCCGUCAAUGAGAAAAUUCUUCGCAUCACCGGCACUGCAAAAUAA